Messenger RNA from Lactuca sativa (garden lettuce), 282 nucleotides. The record is from RefSeq and is a predicted model, not a curated record. Lineage: Eukaryota; Viridiplantae; Streptophyta; Magnoliopsida; Asterales; Asteraceae.
GGAUUCAGACAGUCGAAGUCGAACCAGUACCCAAAUACAUCUUUGGUUCAAAUUAAAGGAGUUAACACGAAAGACGAUGUAGGAUGGUAUCAAGGGAAACGCAUGGCGUACAUGUACAAGACAAAGAUGAAGAAGAACGGAUCACAUUACAGGUGUAUUUGGGGAAAGGUUACUAGGCGUCAUGGUAGCACUAGUAUUGUGCAUGCUAAGUUCACGUCUAAUCUUCCUUCAAAAUCCAUGGGAUCUAGGGUUAGAGUGUUCAUGUACCCAAGAAAUAUUUAA